Lindgomyces ingoldianus is the source of this 2148-nucleotide messenger RNA. Its product is annotated as sucrose transport protein-like protein. Bases 192 to 1823 code for a protein of 543 amino acids. Gene Ontology annotation, molecular function: sucrose:proton symporter activity. The record is from RefSeq and is a predicted model, not a curated record. Gene Ontology annotation, cellular component: membrane. NCBI's taxonomy places the organism in Eukaryota, Fungi, Ascomycota, Dothideomycetes, Pleosporales, Lindgomycetaceae. The transcript has 4 exons.
AAUAACCCCUCCAACCUGGAGUUCUUCUCUCUUGCUUUUUGGUUGUGCUUUCGCAAACGUGUUUCUCAUUGCAGCAAACGAUUGAACCGCCCAAUGCGCCUGUUGCCAACUUUAUAAUCGAGUAUAAGGGGCGUGAUUCUGGACACGCGAGCAGCCUCGAGAAGGAUCACUGUUAGGGGUAGAUAGGGAAGAUGCCAGCGGCUGCACAAUGGACGGGCAAGCCGUCUGUCAAGGGCUCGACAGAGUCGAUACGAAUGGCACUGCUCACCGCAUCCUUGAUCGGGUUACAAUUCACAUGGGGCGUUGAGAUGACCUACUGCACACCGUACCUCCUCGAACUCGGCCUUACGAAAUCCAAGAUCUCGCUCGUUUGGAUCGCCGGCCCGCUGUCGGGCCUUAUCAUGCAGCCUAUUGUCGGUGUCAUUGCGGAUCGAUCGAAGAGCCGUUGGGGGCGACGAAGACCGUUCAUGGUUGGUGGGACGAUUGCUGUGUCGGCGUGUCUGCUUGUGUUGGGUUGGACGAGGGAAAUUGUAAAGGUGUUCUUGACGGAGGAGACGGUCAGGGAGGCUACGAUUGCCCUUGCUGUGCUGAGUAUCUAUGGCAUUGACUUUGCGAUCAACGCCGUCCAGGCGAGCUGUAGAGGGUUGAUUGUGGAUACUCUACCUAUCCCAAAACAACAGAUGGGCAGUAGUUGGGCGAGUCGAAUGGUGGCUGUUGGACAUUUGAUCGGAUACGGAGCCGGCGCAAUGGAUUUGGGGAAAGUUUUUGGACCAAUGCUAGGAGACUCGCAGUUUAAGCAGUUGACAGCAGUGGCAGCUAUCACACUCUGCUUGACUGUGGGGAUCACCAGUUGGGCAACUACGGAGAGGGUGUUGAUCAGUGACGGGAAGGAUGAAGAGGGCGAGAUCGGCGCAAUUGAUAUGCUGAAGACCAUCCUGAAAACAGCUACGAACCUCCCAACCGGGAUUGCUGCAAUCUGCUUUGUCCAAUUCUGGGCUUGGAUAGGAUGGUUUCCCUUCCUAUUCUAUUCUACCACCUGGGUUGGCGAAAUCUAUCUACGCUACGACGCCCCUGCAGAAGCCAAGGCGUCCGGCGAUCUAACGGGGCAGGUCGGCCGCAUCGGUAGCUUGUCACUGAUUGCGUUCUCCGUGAUUACCUUCCUCAUGUCUGUCAUGCUCCCUUGGUUUGUAAAGUCGCCGGAAGAAGAGGCCCCGGGAUUUACUCCUCGCCCUCCCGCGAGCAUUGCCUCGUUUGUGAUUGAGGUAGAGAAGUAUAAGCCGUCUCUGCUCACCAUGUGGACGAUCUCGCACUGCAUAUUUGCGGGAUCGAUGAUCAUGGCCCCGUUUGUCACGUCCCUGCGGAGUGCGACUAUUAUUGUGGCUGUUUGCGGAAUUUCGUGGGCUAUCAGCUGCUGGGCACCUUUUACUUUCCUCGGCGUAGAAAUCAACCGUCUGUCCGGGACAAGCAACCACUCCUACGGCCAGAUUGGUCGAAGCUCGAUGGAACUCGAGUCUCCUGUGCAGCUCCAUCUGAACCACAUUGAGGAGUCUCACAGUUCGGGCGGAGCAGGCUCAGGCAUCUAUCUCGGCAUCAUGAACCUCUACACCACGCUCCCUCAAUUCGUCGGAACGUUUAUAUCUUGGACAGUAUUUUCCAUUUUGGAGCCGGGUAAGAGCCCGGAGCUAGCGAAGGAGGCUCAUCCCGACGAGCACCAUUCGACCGACGGGCCGAAUGGCAUCGCUGUGUGCCUGUUCAUCGGGGCGCUUUCGGCGGGCGUGGCGGCCGUUGCUACAAGACGCCUUAAGCGCAUCCAGGGGUACUAAGGCAUCGGAGCACCUGCGCGCCAGAUUUUGAAUUUGACUGACGUCUCAACGUUUGUUUACUGAAAGACAUUCACCUUCUAUUUUUGGAGCCAGGACAGGGGCGAGGGGGCGACAGGCGACGGCGGCGUUGACGAAUUUUCUUAGAGCGUUCCCAGCUUUGUUCUAGAAGGAAGGCGUGGCCCAGGACGGGCUUGCCGCAUUGGCGUUCGAUACCACCAUAGAUAUCUGAUAGAGAAUACGGCUCCGUAGCUGCACUGCAGAUUCAUAAAUUUAGAGACCCAUAGAUUCGGUGGCUGCAGUUGAGUCAGGAGGAGAUGCGGCAGUG